UCACAUCUCCCCUUGGACAUGCGCAUGAAUCCACUUGUUGCCUUCACAACACUUCUAUUUAAAGGGACACCGACAUGGCUCACGGUCUGGCGAGACGGGAAUCCGUGGACACGGAGAUGCACAAGUCAGGGGACGCCGGGAAGGCCUUCGUCUGCACAAAGAAGCGGGGCUAUGACAUUACCCGAAACCCCCACCUUAACAAAGGCAUGGCAUUCUCCCUGGAGGAGCGUCUGCAGCUGGGGAUCCACGGCCUGCUUCCUCCUUGCUUCAUUACCCAAGAUGUCCAGCUGCUGAGGGUUCUUAAAAACUACGAAAUGAAAGAACAUGACCUAGAUAGAUACGUGUUUUUGAUGGGCCUCCAGGACCACAGUGAGAAGCUCUUCUAUCGUGUGCUGACUUCGGACAUUGAGAGAUUCAUGCCCGUCAUUUACACCCCCACCGUGGGCCUCGCUUGUCAGCAAUACGGCCUGAUUUUUAGAAGACCAAGGGGGCUAUUCAUCACUAUCCAUGACCGUGGCCACGUUGCAUCACUACUUCAGAAUUGGCCAGAAAGGGACGUCAGGGCCGUGUGUGUCACUGAUGGUGAGAGGAUCUUGGGCUUGGGCGACCUUGGCUGCAACGGGAUGGGAAUCCCGGUGGGCAAACUGGCCCUGUACACAGCCUGUGGAGGUGUGCCUCCUCAGCAGUGCUUGCCUGUCCUGCUGGAUGUGGGCACAGACAAUGAGGCACUGCUGCAGGAUCCACUUUACAUUGGACUCAGACAGAAGAGAGUGCGGGGCCAAGCCUAUGACGAUCUGCUGGACGAAUUUAUGAAGGCGGUCUCAGACAGGUACGGAAUGGACUGCCUGAUUCAGUUUGAAGACUUUGCAAACAUUAAUGCUUUCCGCUUGCUGAGCAAGUACAGGGACGUGUACUGCACGUUCAACGAUGACAUCCAAGGCACUGCUGCAGUAGCAGUUGCAGGACUCCUGGCUGCCCUGCGCAUCACCAAGAGUAAAAUGUGUGACCACACAAUCGUGUUUCAAGGUGCAGGGGAGGCGGCGAUGGGGAUCGCUGAACUGAUCACAAUGGCCAUGGAGAAAGAAGGACUGACUAAGGAGGACAGCUUGAAGAAGAUCUGGAUGGUCGAUUCCAAAGGUCUCAUUGUCAAGGGUCGAGAUCACCUGACGCAGGAGAAGGAGAGGUUUGCUCAUGAACACCCCCCGAUGAAAAGCCUGGAAGAUGUGGUUCGUGAACUGAAACCCACAGCUCUCAUUGGAGUAGCCGCUGUCGCUGGCGCCUUCUCAGAGCCCAUCAUCAGGGACAUGGCAUCCUUCAAUCAACACCCGAUCAUCUUUGCUCUCAGCAACCCGACCAGUAAGGCGGAAUGCACCGCGGAGCAGUGUUACACAUUCACAGAGGGAAGGGGCAUCUUUGCAAGUGGGAGUCCCUUUGACCCUGUGACCUUGCCUGAUGGGAGGACAUUCUACCCUGGUCAGGGAAACAACGCCUACAUCUUCCCCGGCAUUGGUCUUGGUGUCACCGCCUGCUCCAUUUGUCACAUCACUGAAGAUAUUUUUCUGAUUGUGGCAGAGGCGCUUGCUCAGCUGGUGACGGAGAAGGACUUGGCGGAGGGACGACUGUACCCCCCUCUCAGCUCCAUUAGGGAGGUUUCACUCGUGCUGGCAGUCAAGAUAGUGGAGUACGCCUACGAGCGCAACAUAGCCACACUUCGCCCAGAGCCAUCGGACAAAGACUCGUAUGUGCGAUCGCUAGUUUACACCACCGCCUAUGAUGACUUUACUGCGGACUCGUACCGCUGGCCAGAAGGCAGCAUGACGCUCCAAUCAUGCAAGCUUUGACCAAGCUGGCUUCAGAGGAAUUAGGGUUAACUACUGUCUUCCAAAUACACGGAAAGGACUGUAUAGAAUGUAUUUUUACUAUACUGUAUUAGUGUGAAUAUUGGACAAUUCACUUUAUGGAUGUCUGAUGCUGCAUUCAUUUCCCCCCAAUGGUUUGCAAGGCAGUUUAGUUCAGGUACAGGAGUUUAAUAAAUGACUUCAUAACUGAA
Messenger RNA from Doryrhamphus excisus (bluestripe pipefish), 2050 nucleotides. It is a transcript of the gene me1, whose product is annotated as malic enzyme 1, NADP(+)-dependent, cytosolic. Gene Ontology annotation, biological process: pyruvate metabolic process; malate metabolic process. Gene Ontology annotation, cellular component: mitochondrion. NCBI's taxonomy places the organism in Eukaryota, Metazoa, Chordata, Actinopteri, Syngnathiformes, Syngnathidae. The record is from RefSeq and is a predicted model, not a curated record. Gene Ontology annotation, molecular function: malate dehydrogenase (decarboxylating) (NADP+) activity; NAD binding.